AUGUCUCCAUAUUUGUUUGUGCUGGCAAUGGAGUACCUGAACAGAUCUUUGAAGACACUCACUCAGAAUCCUGACUUUAACUUCCGUCCUAAAUGUGCAAGAUUACAAGUCCUACACAUCUGCUUUGCAGAUGAUCUACUGAUGUGUUGUAGAGCAGAUGAAGUAUCCAUGAAGCUAAUGAUGGGAGCUUUUGAUCAAUUUUCUACUGUUUCUGGGCUACCAGCAAAUCUGGAAAAGAGUUCAUUAUAUAUAGUAAGAGUGCCUAUGGACUUCAAAGAUAAAAUGCUAGCAGAGUUACAUUUAACAACCUACUGGGCACAGGUAUUCCUUAUCCCAAAGAAAGUCAUUAAGCUUGUCAAUAGUAUCUGCAGAAGCUACUUGUGGACUGGAAGACAUGACAAUGCUCACAGAGCUCCUAUUGCUUGGGAAACACUGUGCAAACCAAGAGCUGUUGGGGGUCAAAAUAUUAUCAAUUAUGAGAUAUGGAAUAAGGAGGCGUUGACUAAACUAUUAUGGGCUAUAAUGGCAAAGAAGGAUAAGUUUUGGAUUAAAUGGAUCCACAGUCAGUACAUAAAGCAGAAGGAUAUUACUACCAUGGAUGCUCCAAAGCAGGCUAGCUAG
Messenger RNA from Nicotiana attenuata, 621 nucleotides. RefSeq lists its product as uncharacterized. The transcript has 2 exons. The record is from RefSeq and is a predicted model, not a curated record. Bases 1 to 621 code for a protein of 206 amino acids. Lineage: Eukaryota; Viridiplantae; Streptophyta; Magnoliopsida; Solanales; Solanaceae.